Molecule: messenger RNA, 2119 nt
Organism: Marchantia polymorpha subsp. ruderalis
Lineage: Eukaryota; Viridiplantae; Streptophyta; Marchantiopsida; Marchantiales; Marchantiaceae
Source: the annotation of a GenBank genome assembly
GUGCAGAUUCUCGAAGAGCUUGAAGUUUUCAAAAGUUGUUCUUUCUGAUGACCACUGGAAUCAGUCCACGUGCUGUUGGUCGUCCAGAAAUCAGGAUCGGUAUUAUUAUGCCAAAGCUUAAAAAUGUUCCCACGAUCUUAGCCGUGAGCCAUCUUGAGUGAUACUGCUCUUCCUUGGGAAGACAUCCAAACUUGUCCUCGGUUUGGAGGAAUGCUUUCCGAGUCCAACACGUUUGACCUCGUUUCUUGCAACUUUGGAUCUAGUGGGACGAAGAGCGGCAUCUUCUGCGACCUCCACACUUGCUCUCUCUCUCGCUCUAUGCUCUGCUCUGUGGAGUCUGAUGGCAACUAUAUAUCUCAGUAGCAGCUGACAUUGGUACUCACUCAUUGGCCACUCAUGCAACCUGACAGCGACUUUACGUUACUGUCGUCUGAUCAUCUUUCUGACCAUUCCUCCUGAAGCAAGAGGAGUCUGGCAGACGUAGCCUUCAGCUGCUCGUGGCACUGAAGCUCUCGAUCCCCAGGGGAAACCAGAGCUGCCCACUUUUUGAGCCGCCUCGCCUCGAUACGAUCAGUGGUGCGGAAUUAAGCCACAAGAUCUGCGGAAUCUCGAGCUUCUCAGUUUAGAAUGGCGACUAGAAUAAAAAUUAUGCCCCAGAGCAUGUUCGCCAUUAUUAUGCUCCUGUCGAGCAUGCACCUGGCGUCUACCAAUGUGCAAGGAGCAUUCGGGGGAGGGGGACUUCAAAUUGGAUUCUACGCCUUGACAUGUCCUUCUGCUGAGUUUUUGGUAAAAUCGGCUGUCUCCAGUGCUCUCAGCUCCAACAGAAGAACGGGCGCCGGUCUCAUCCGUCUUCUCUUCCACGACUGCUUCGUCGAGGGAUGUGAUGCAUCUGUUCUGCUCGACGGGCCGAAUACCGAGAAAACUGCACAACCCAAUCUUUCGCUGCAUGGAUUUGAAGUCAUCGACGCUGCCAAGGCCGCAAUUGAGGCCGUCUGCCCGGGCGUGGUCUCGUGUGCUGACAUCGUAGCCAUCGCUGCUCGAGACAGUGUUUCUCUGCUCGGAGGCACUCCUUACCUCGUUGAGACAGGCCGUAAGGACGGAACUGUAUCAGUGGCCGCGAACACAAACGACAUUCCGUCUCCUCUGAACGACGCAGCGGCUCUGAUCAGCAGUUUCGCCAAGAAGGGACUCAGUACAAGCCAGAUGGUCAUCCUUUCAGGCGCUCACACGGUGGGAAAAGCACAAUGCGGGGCUUUCCUGAACCGUCUGUACCCGACCGUCGACCCCACGCUCGACCCCGCCUACGCAGCGCAAUUGAUCGCUCAAUGCCCUCAGAACGGAGACGCCACCGUGCUCAACGAUUUGGACCCAACUACGCCUCUGCAGAUGGACAGCAACUACUACAAAAACCUCAUCCAGAGCAGAGGUCUGCUCACCUCCGAUCAAACUUUGUACACAUCGGGAGCCACCAAAGGUUUCGUACUCGGCAAUGCCAACUUCUUCUGGUCGCCCAGCUUCUCGCAGGCCAUUCAAGCCAUGGGUCGCAUCGGAGUGAAGACUGGUGCCAGUGGUGAGAUUCGCAGAACCUGCCGCUCUAUCAACUAAAAUGAAGAAGGACUUCGUCGAUAGAAACCUCCUUCAGUCUGUCUGCUAAUGUCAACUGCGACAGUCUCCCGAUCUCAGACACCGUCCCCGUCCAGCCAAGUUUUCUAUUUACUCUCUGCAUCUCAUGUUUGUAGCGAACGAGGUAUCGUUGCAUUCAGCGACCUCUGGCAUUACAGAAUUAAAUUCUCUAAAUUCUCAUUAGAGAAUUUGUAGUUUUCCCUCUGAUUGUUGCAUUAGUUCGGGUUGCACCAUCGACCAUCAAAUGUAAGUCUGUGGUCUUGUAGAGAUUAAGUUUCGAUAGCCUAGGACUUGUGUGCACGAGCAGUUGUGCGACCUGCCGGUACAUAACCAAGUCGACAGGAACAGAUUUCGAUGGAAACCUGUUCCUGUCCUCGAGUUGGAAUACUUGAGACCGUACAUAGUCAGGAUGCCCAUUACAGGCUGUGUAUAUAAAGCUGAUUUACAUUGUACGAAAGAGAACUGCUCGUUCAGCAGUAUGUUUGUUUCUCCAUCG